AAAAAGUGAGACGAGACUCUGAUUGCGGUUCGGUUUAUUAACUUGAAAGAUUCAUUUAGGGUUUUGAGAGAUCAGUGUUGUGGACGAUGGCAGACGAAGUGACGCAAGAAGAAUCGGCUGGUGAAUCGUUGAUGGACAAGAUAUCGGAAAAGAUCGAUGACCAUGAUUCGUCCUCUUCUUCUGAUUCUGAUCACGAUGAGAAGUCAUCGCCGUCGUCGAUUAAGUCCAAAAUCUCCCGUCUCUUCGGCAGGGAAAAGCCUGUGCACAAAGUUCUUGGUGGUGGAAAAGCUGCGGAUGUCUUUUUGUGGAGGAACAAGAAGAUAUCAGUAGGAGUUCUUGGUGGUGCAACUGCUAUGUGGGUUCUGUUUGAGUUGAUGGAAUACCACCUACUUACUUUGGUCUGUCACUGCUUGAUCCUAGCCCUUGCAGUACUGUUCUUGUGGUCUAAUGCAUCCACCUUCAUCAACAAGUCCGCACCUCGAAUUCCGGAAGUUCAUAUCCCCGAGGAUCCAGUUCUCCAGAUUGCGUCUGCUCUUAGGAUUGAGAUUAACCGGUCUUUUGCUUUACUUCGGAAUAUUGCAUCUGGAAGAGAUUUGAAGAAUUUCCUUUAUGUAAUUGCUGGACUGUGGGUCUUAUCUAUUGUGGGGAGUUGGUGCAACUUCUUGACCUUGUUCUACAUAGCUUUUGUGCUCCUGCACACAGUACCUGUCCUCUAUGACAAGUAUGAGGACCAGGUGGACUCAUUUGCUGAGAAAGCUAUGGCUGAGAUCAAGAAGCAGUAUGCAGUCUUUGAUGCAAAGGUUCUAAGCAAGAUUCCCAGGAGACCAUUGAAGGACAAGAAGAAGGUUUAGAUUGGCCUUUAUGGUAGUUGUGUCUUGUUAAAUUCCUGAAAUUUUAUUCAGUACUGGUUUGGAACCCGUUCUCUUCCUUUUUUACGAGUUGAGUUCACGCUGUGGAUGAAUGUGUUUUUGUUGAUAUGCAUGAUAUGUGUUCACUAUAUUAGUUGGCUACCAAACAGUAUAGUGUAUAUUCGGUUUUGAGUGCUCUCAACGUUUGUGGUUCUGAAACUAGUCGAGAUGAACUCGUUUUGAGGAAAUAGUUUUGUUUAACAGAUGCUUCUAUGAUGGAUUGUUUGGCA
Tripterygium wilfordii is the source of this 1138-nucleotide messenger RNA. Its product is annotated as reticulon-like protein B2. The record is from RefSeq and is a predicted model, not a curated record. The coding region runs from base 87 to 851 and encodes 254 amino acids. Lineage: Eukaryota; Viridiplantae; Streptophyta; Magnoliopsida; Celastrales; Celastraceae. The transcript is spliced from 5 exons.